AUGGGUUGGCAUGACUUUGUGAUUGGGUUAUUCGCGUUCUUCAUUGUGCUCAAUACGAUCACAAUCGGCCUUCGAGUGUAUAUACGCACUAAGCUCACCAAAGGAGCGUUUGGCUGGGAUGAUAUUGCCCUCAUCUUCACACAUGUGGGAAUGGUUCUCUUUGUUGGGCUGGCAUUACAGUCAUUGCAUUAUGGACUAUUCGACAGAGACCAAAAGCCGUGGUACGACAAGCCGAAAGCCAAUUUACACUACUAUGGAAUGGGCGUCGUCUGCCUCGUGAUCUCCGGGACUGUCAAGAUUAGCGUUGCGCUCGUUCUCUAUCGCCUUGAUACCCGUCCAUUCAUUCGUGCUAUCAUCAUUUUUGAUAUCGCUACAUGCUGCGUUUGGACCAUCGCCACUACACUCCUAGACUCCCUCUUUUGUUGGCCAGGGGAUCCGUAUUACGGUGUUAUCGACACAACAACAUGUAACAACAUCACAUAUGCUCGAGAGUCUCUUUAUAUCAUUUAUGAUGUCUUUCAUAUCAUAUUGCCUAUUUUUAUCUUAUGGAAAGUUCAAAUCAGCAGGGUUUUGAAGUUGAGUGUUAUUGGCUUGUUCAGCAUUGGGAUUCUUGCUGCCAUCGCUGCUGCCAUGAAACUCAAAACCAUAUUUGACCCCGUUACUCCUCCAGGAGAUUUCGCAAGAGCGUACCGGGUCAUGAUAUGGUCUGCUGUGGAGCAUGGAUUAUCUAUUUUCGCCAGCUCCGUCCUCGCCCUCCGCCCACUGAUAAGGCUGAUCCCCAAAGGAUGGACGACUCUCUUGAGCAGCUUCUAUAGGAGCGGCAGCGCCAAGUCAUCAGGCCAGGGCAGCUUAGGAUAUACACCUAAAAGGUCGAACUGGUCUGACCCAACCGACUCGAACGAGCUUGGCAGUGUUGGUGUCCAGAAUGCGAUCUCCGUUCGCACCGAAUACAGGGUUGAUUGUUAUGUCUAG
Molecule: messenger RNA, 972 nt
Organism: Diaporthe citri
Lineage: Eukaryota; Fungi; Ascomycota; Sordariomycetes; Diaporthales; Diaporthaceae
Exons: 4
Coding region: 1-972 (323 amino acids)
Source: RefSeq, a predicted model, not a curated record